CAGUCAUUUUACUUUUAUGAAUUUUUACAUAUAUUAAAAGGUACCAAUGUACAGUACUUCUACCUAUUAAUAAUCAUAAUAUAAUUAGUAAAACAGCAAGAACUAUAUGAACUAAGGAAGAAAUCAAAUAAUCUUGAAAACUUUCGUGUAUUCUUGAUGAGUUGCGAAAAUGUUUGAACGAGGAGAAGCACCUAUGUCAAAACAGAGUUCAAUAGAACUCUGUACUACUCUAUAAAAGUCUUGGCCUGAAUGUAUAAAGAAGAACAAGAGUAGAACAUGGGAAACGAGGGCAAAUGCACGUUUGGUUCGAGAAUGCCUAUCGACAUUCAUAUGCUGAAUCAGAUCAUACACCGCGAAGUGAAACACUUCCGCAACUAUAAGAUAUACAGACCUAACUUCGGAUCCAUUCCUGUAACUGGUAAAUUUUACGCCGCUCAUGAUCAGCUGAAGGCUGAAUCACGGGAACAAACGGAAAAGGUGGACAACUACCAUCGCAACGUGGCACAGACCCGAGCUAAGGGUCCCCACAGCAAGUACCCUUCCCCAGCGACCGAGAAUCAAGUGUACGGUUGGAACUUCAUGCCGCUUGUUGCAAUGGAUCGCAACGACCGACGCUUCUACCAUCCGAAGAGAGAGAGCACUCACACCAAAGUGGAAAUUAUAAUCCUUAUGUCUAACCCCAAAAAUAGGUCAUAAAAUAAUACCUGCAUGUGACAACAAUAUUUUAUAAUGGGGUGCCUUUAUAAAACAACUCUUUUCUGUGUCCGAAGGAACUUUUAUUUUU
Achroia grisella is the source of this 784-nucleotide messenger RNA. Its product is annotated as cilia- and flagella-associated protein 144. Lineage: Eukaryota; Metazoa; Arthropoda; Insecta; Lepidoptera; Pyralidae. Bases 277 to 696 code for a protein of 139 amino acids. Gene Ontology annotation, cellular component: ciliary base. The transcript is spliced from 4 exons. The record is from RefSeq and is a predicted model, not a curated record.